UCCGACAGACUUGCGGAUCAACAUGUGGAGCCUGGCGGCGGCCACCGUGCAGCUUCUGGCCAAAUCUGUGCGCCACGCCGCGGGGAAGGGCCACAUGCAUCUGAACCGCUGGCUGCAGAAAACCCCCGAGUCGCUGGACUGCGAUAAAAUAGACUUGUUGAUCUGCAGCGCCGGCGCAGGGAAGGCGGAGGCGGAGCUGCAGAGCGCCGAGGCCGGCGUGUCGUCCUUCUCGGUCGGGGACCCGAGGAGCCCGUGCUGCGUGGCGACCUGUUGCUUCAAAAGCGCCCUGCUGGCGUGCCUGCUGACGGCCGUGUGCUUCUCGUCGUUGGCGCUGGUCCGCCAGCACCUGAAGGACCUGCUGCUGUGGGUGGAGAGCCUGGACGGCUUGGUGGGGGCGCUGCUCUUCGUGAUCGGACUCAUCACCGUGUCGUUCCCGUGCGGCUGGGGCUACAUCCUGCUGAACGUGGCCGCCGGCUACCUGUACGGCUUCGUGCUCGGCCUGGGCCUCGUCAUGGUCGGGGUCCUCAUAGGAACCUUCGUGGCCCACGUGGCGUGCAAGCGGCUGCUCGCCCACUGGGUGCUGCAUCGGGUCGGCAACAGCGAGCAGCUCAGCGCCGUUAUACGGGUGGUGGAGGGCGGGAGCGGGCUGAAAGUGGUGGCUCUGGCCCGGCUCACCCCGAUCCCCUUCGGCCUCCAGAACGCAGUGUUUUCGAUCACAGAUGUGUCCUUGCCAAAUUACUUAGUGGCUUCCUCAGUGGGCCUUCUGCCCACUCAGCUCCUGAACUCCUACCUGGGGACCACACUGCGCACUAUGGAGGACGUUAUAGCGGAGCAGAGCAUAAGUGGAUACUUUGUGUUCAGUCUACAAAUCUUCAUCAGUAUAGGUCUGAUGUUUUACGUCGUGCAUCGAGCACAAAUGGAACUGAACGCUGCCAUCGCUGCCUGUCAGAUGGAAAUGAAAUCCUCCCACAUGAAUGGCAGCAUGGCAAACCACAGUAGCUCCACCUACUGCAGUAAAAGAGCUUUGGCAGGUGGGGGGAUUAAUGUGGUCUGAUGCCUAAUGUCAACAUUUUUCCUGCUGUGAGCAUAUUUCACCUGCCUCAUACCUGGAGGCACAGCCUGACAGGAAUGCCAAGGUGAAGACGGAUCAGAGGAGAUGAUUAGGCCAUGGCAGGAAGUCUGUGUCCCUGUAGUACAGCUAGCAGGGAGAAGCUGCAGCCCUGGUCAGUCCUGCAUGUUCAGGUUUAAUGCUGGUGUGUGGCGACGUGUUCACGAAGCUGAGAACUUUCUUCCCAGAGAGGAUCAGCACUGGUUGGAUAUCAUCCCCAAAGGUUGGGACAAUGGGCCAGUAUUUUGUAACGAAAGAUGAAGUUAAAAUAGAGCCUCAUAGUUUCUUCUGUAUGUUUUGUUUUGAAAUUUAUUUUUUAUAUCGUACAAAUUUAAACUAGAACAUUUUUAUAUAUAUAUCUAGAGCAGGUGUAAAGCAUGUGAUUAGGGAGAGCACUACAGUGUUGUAGAGUAUAUUGCUGUGGAGGGCCCAGCUGCUAAUGUAUAUCAGAUGACGCUCAGUGAGCAACAUAAUUCUUUAAAACAUGUCUGAUUUAAGGUUUAUUACAUUGGCUGUAAAUGCUUAAUAUUGUCAGUUUUUAUGCUUCUUUUUGAUACUUUUCAAUAUCAUAAACAAAGGAAAAUUAUUAUUAUUAUUAUUAUUAUUAUUAUUACUAUUAUUAUUAUUAUUAUUAUUUGGAGUGGGAAAAAACUGUACCCCCUUGCUAGGAAAAUGUUUGUUGCUUUUCCAGACUGGGUUUACUUACAAUUUUUACAGUUCGGCCAAGAACAGAUGGAAAGGAAGUAAAAAUUUCCCAGCAGGAUAUUUAAGAAUGUCCUGCCAAGAACCUUGAGUGCAGCAUGAUUAACUGAACAGUGUGAUCCUCCCUGUUCAGUCUCUCAUAUUGCUGUAUGGGGAGGACUGCUGAAAUCUCUGGCCUUCUUUCUUGUAUUAUUUAACCAAAUGCUUUGUUAUAGGGCUGCUAUAAGUUUUGUUUUCUCAGCUCACUAAUUUUGCCUUUUAAGUUGGAACAAAUUUACAUUGCAUUUUAUCUUGUGCAAUACGUGUGUUAGGCUAUCACUGUUAAUGUUUCAGGUAGUUUAUAUUAUGAUUAUUUAAAACCGGGAGAGGAAAAGUUAAAUGCUAAGUUAAGCAGGAUAGUUGAUUCAUAUUAAUAUUAUUACUGCAAUUAUUUGAUGGGAUAAAAUAUUAGAAACUCAAGAUUCACACAGAUUUUAAAUUAGCCAUGGGAAUGGAUUCGUUAGCGGCACUUUAGGCCAAACUCUGUCACUUUCCCACAACAGGAUUUAAUGGGAGAAAUGGAUACAGUCAUUUGCCUGAGCACUUCUGGUCAAAUGACAUGUUUUGUUGAUUUU
This is a messenger RNA of Colossoma macropomum (tambaqui), 2424 nucleotides long. It is a transcript of the gene tmem64, whose product is annotated as transmembrane protein 64. The coding region runs from base 23 to 1054 and encodes 343 amino acids. The record is from RefSeq and is a predicted model, not a curated record. The transcript has 3 exons. Lineage: Eukaryota; Metazoa; Chordata; Actinopteri; Characiformes; Serrasalmidae.